This is a messenger RNA of Paramuricea clavata, 826 nucleotides long. The record is from the annotation of a GenBank genome assembly. NCBI's taxonomy places the organism in Eukaryota, Metazoa, Cnidaria, Anthozoa, Malacalcyonacea, Plexauridae.
AUGGAAAAACUAUUCAGAAACCGAGAGUUGAAUGUUAGCGUGAGAACUGUGAGGUGUGGUGACGAGGUGUUGUUUUAUGCAAAAGAUGUGGCAGAAUCUCUAGGGUACGCAAACCCUCAAAAAGCUGUCAGAGACCACGUUUGGAAGUUAAAUAAGGUAGUUGUGAGGGACCUUCAAAGGGUACCCAAAACGUUCACCUUGGAUAUAUGAACCAGGAAUAUACCAACUAGUAUUCAAUUCUAAACUUCCAAUAGCGGAGGCCUUUCAAGAUUGGGUAUUUAAGGAAGUCCUUCCAUCUAUCCGCAAAACAGGCUCGUAUGAAUUACCAGACAGAAGGUCACUUAGAUAUAACCAAAUGAUCCUUAUAAAUGAGACGGACCUUCAUAAUGCCAUUGUAAGUUACAUUAGAGAUAACUACCCAGAGGCUGUAAUAUUACCUGGUCUAGGUGAGUAUCAAGACACUAUGUCAAAAAGAUGUGAUGCCUGGAAGAAGGGAUAUAAAGGUGGUCAACCAGAUCUUAUCAUAGAGAAUCCUAUGGGAAAGUACAAAGGAUUUGCUAUUGAAUUUAAGUCUCCUAAGGGCACCGGAGUUAUAAGUGAGAAUCAGGAUAUAUGGUUCAGGAAACUAAGGGGAAUAGGGUACAUGACAAUGGUAUCAGAUGAUCUGGUAAAGACUUGCAUUAGAAUCAACGAGUAUUUUGGCAUAGCCGAUACUGACGUAGUCGGUACUUCCUCACUUAAGAAAACCAUAAGGAAAGCUGCAGUGAAAAAAGUAGUUUGUGACGUUAAGACGUACAAACCAAGGUUCAAUUCAGGUAAGUACUAA